AUGGCGGAAAAUGCUAGCAAUGCUGUGACUCCUAUGCAAGAUCUGGGUAAACUCACUGUUCCCCAACUGAAAGCCUUAUGUAAAGAACGAAAAAUCACUGGCUAUUCAAAGCUCGGGAAGAACGCUCUCAUCGAUAAACUUCGGGCGGUGACUGGGGAAGUCAUCUCCAAAGAGCCUUCUGCCGCACUUGCGAUAAAGGAAACCUCGGUACACACAAAUGGUGGAAGUUUGGUGCAACCUUCAGUGAAUGCCGACCGGGGCGACUCUAGUGUCCUUAGCAGCGCUCAUGAGUCUCAAGGAAAAGCCAAGGUUAAUUAUGCGAAGGAACCUCCUGCUCAGAAGAGUGAUUUGACUAGCAAGAAGCCGAAGGCGACAAAGGUUAAGAAGCCCAAAAAUCCUGUUCCCCGUUCGUCGAUUACGCAGGUGUUGAAAAGCAAUACGGCUAAGCCACUCACCUCCACUUCCUCUGCGGAAAACCUACGCCCGAUCUCUGUUGACCAGGCCGCUGACGACGUACCUACAAGUGAAUGUAUGCUGUCCCUCGUGCCGCAUAUAGAAGACACAGCAACUGCAUCUAUUUCUACUAGCCGACCAGAGCAUGAGACCUGCCCCGGAAUUGCCCAAGAGACUUCUGCACCAGCUGCUAGUAUCUCUAUUGCAUCCGUCAGGACUGUCUCAGCAGGAAGGAAACGGCUUUCUACAGCAUCGAUCUCUGCGUCAAAGAGACAAAGGACGGAAAAUACUUGCGUAUCGACCAAGACCUCUAUGCCGCCUCUCUCGUCAACACUGAGACCACGGACUGAUGCUCGUCUUCACAACCAGCCAACGCCGACACUGUCAUCUGGUCUCGCUGCUGAUCCUCCUGCUCGGACCAUGAUUCAACAGCAUCAUGAAGUGAUCCGUAAGACACAGCAGGUCACAACCUCCCUUCCUUUCACCGGGAAGCGAUUCAAGAAGCUAGUCGUUCUCAGGCCGCCGAAUACUGGUUCUGCAAUUCAUAUGCCGGAGGUCAUACCAGCCGAUUUCAAUCCUGGUACCACUGCUACGACAGCCGAAGAUGAGAGGCCUUUCCAAGAGACACCCUACCUUGAGUUCCCUCCCUCUCCUCGUCCUCCGGAGCUCGCCUCGAUCACGCUUCCACCAUCUUUGUCUCAACGAAAGCGAGUUCAUCGCUGGGCUGUGAUUCUCAGUGGACUCUCGAACGAGGAACGGAAGCAAUGUGUUCUUGUCUCGCGCAUGUUCCGCUACGCAGUAUAUUUAUCCGCUUCGCACACCCUCAAGUCACAGUUUGAUGGGCGACGGCUCCAGGACGAGGUUCUGAAGCGGUACUCCCUGGCAAUGACCAACAUGUGGCCGUACUUGCGCUUGCGACAGGCAGAGGUGGCGCAGCGGCAGCAAGCAUAUGACGCCUCGUUUCUCGCUCGAUUCAUGAGGGGCAAGGGAUUGCCUGAUCCAAUCGCAAUCAACUUAUGGGUUAGCCCGGAUAAUGAGAGGCAGAUCGCUAUCGCAAUACGCUUCGUAAUGUCGCGGCUGUGGUUUGCGCUGUCCAUCGGUAUCGGACGCUCAGACUCAGAGAUCCCUCAAUGGCUGUGCGACGUUGUCGCCGACGUGCAAGAGGUCGUCAAGGGAGAGAUCUGGAGCGUCUCUGUCGUUUCGCCUCAUUCCAAGCCACAAGGCAUCAUCUCGUCAGUGAAAGAAACCUUCUAUGUGCUCGAAUCGACGUGCGAAGUUGUGGGACGACAGGAAGCCCAAGAGAUUCCCGUGCGUGCAGACUGGUCGGAAUACGUCUCGCGCUGUCUCCAAUCGGCAUCGAGCGCUACGAUUGUCCAUGAGCCGCUCUCACGGCGUCUCAAAUGGGCCAAUCACGAAGAGUACGAAAAGGGCAUUAGCAGACUCUGGUUGAAGCGUAUAGCAAGCGAGGGCCCGAUAGGCACGGCGAAGCGCACAGUCGCAGAGCGGUAUGUUAUGGCUUGUGUCGUGGCAAACAGUGUUAGCGGGCAAUGGAAGACGGCGACCGAGAUGGCUCAAGACUUCGCUGGCCUGCAGCCGCGCAUCGGCAAAACACAGGGUCGCUGCAAGCCUCCUUCCAUCAACUUGUACCUUCCCGAGCCUGCGAGAGUGCUCACCUCGUUCUCGUAUCGCAGGCACCAUUACAUCGAGAGCGUCCACUUCACCGUGCCCGGUGGCCAACGGCUCCAUCCCGCACUGGCAGUUGUACAGACACCCCACAGGGAGUAUUACAUUUUGCGCGACAACGGUAUGCAAGUCGGCUGUGAAGAAGAUGGCGUAGGACAAGUGUGGCAAGAGGUUGUGGGAUGCGACGCUCUCGGCUGCAGAGCAUAA
Postia placenta MAD-698-R-SB12 is the source of this 2343-nucleotide messenger RNA. RefSeq lists its product as hypothetical. NCBI's taxonomy places the organism in Eukaryota, Fungi, Basidiomycota, Agaricomycetes, Polyporales, Adustoporiaceae. Bases 1 to 2343 code for a protein of 780 amino acids. The transcript has 6 exons. The record is from RefSeq and is a predicted model, not a curated record.